UACAUGAGAGGGUAUCAGGGGGUAUCAGGGCUACAUGAGAGGGUAUCAGGGCUACAUGAGAGGGUAUCAGGGCUACAUGAGAGGGUAUCGGGGGUAUCAGGGCUACAUGAGAGGGUAUCAGGGCUACAUGAGAGGGUAUCAGGGCUACAUGAGAGGGUAUCGGGGGUAUCAGGGCUACAUGAGAGGGUAUCAGGGCUACAUGAGAGGGUAUCAGGGCUACAUGAGAGGGUAUCGGGGCUACAUGAGAGGGUAUCAGGGCUACAUGAGAGGGUAUCGGGGGUAUCAGGGCUACAUGAGAGGGUAUCAGGGCUACAUGAGAGGGUAUCGGGGCUACAUGAGAGGGUAUCAGGGCUACAUGAGAGGGUAUCAGGGCUACAUGAGAGGGUAUCGGGGCUACAUGAGAGGGUAUCAGGGCUACAUGAGAGGGUAUCAGGGCUACAUGAGAGGGUAUCGGGGCUACAUGAGAGGGUAUCAGGGCUACAUGAGAGGGUAUCAGGGCUACAUGAGAGGGUAUCGGGGGUAUCAGGGCUACAUGAGAGGGUAUCGGGGCUACAUGAGAGGGUAUCGGGGCUACAUGAGAGGGUAUCGGGGCUACAUGAGAGGGUAUCAGGGCUACAUGAGAGGGUAUCAGGGCUACAUGAGAGGGUAUCGGGGCUACAUGAGAGGGUAUCAGGGCUACAUGAGAGGGUAUCGGGGGUAUCAGGGCUACAUGAGAGGGUAUCAGGGCUACAUGAGAGGGUAUCGGGGGUAUCAGGGCUACAUGAGAGGGUAUCAGGGCUACAUGAGAGGGUAUCGGGGGUAUCAGGGCUACAUGAGAGGGUAUCAGGGCUACAUGAGAGGGUAUCGGGGCUACAUGAGAGGGUAUCAGGGCUACAUGAGAGGGUAUCAGGCUACAUGA
This is a messenger RNA of Labrus bergylta (ballan wrasse), 898 nucleotides long. Lineage: Eukaryota; Metazoa; Chordata; Actinopteri; Labriformes; Labridae. The record is from RefSeq and is a predicted model, not a curated record.